This is a messenger RNA of Bacillus rossius redtenbacheri, 12670 nucleotides long. RefSeq lists its product as uncharacterized. Bases 2240 to 3181 code for a protein of 313 amino acids. NCBI's taxonomy places the organism in Eukaryota, Metazoa, Arthropoda, Insecta, Phasmatodea, Bacillidae. The transcript has 2 exons. The record is from RefSeq and is a predicted model, not a curated record.
CAUCUUUCGGCAGUCUCCAACCACUCUGCACCGGGCCUAUCACAACCGUCUUCAUUGUGAUACCGUGCUGCAUAUCGGAUCACGAAACUUACUUUACUGGCCGACUCCAGAGAGAGCUUUUUAUUUAAGGACGCCGUGCAUAUGCCUGCUGGCUGCACUAUCAUCUGGCAGCGAUGCCCAGAAUUGGCUGGACCACACUGAAGCUAUUGUCUGCCAUUAUGGAAUUUAUCAGUGCGAAGUCGGGUCGUGCUUGUGCGUUAUUCUUAUUAUCAUCAUCUUCGAAUUAAUUAGUUUUUGAAGAGUAAUCGUGAUAUAAUGCUGGUAUUGUAGCCAUGCCUAAAAAGCAAACGCAAUAUAAAUAUAAAUGUUAAGAGAUUUUGUGUGAAGGGACUGUUAGACAUGAUAAGUGGGCAGACCAUUGCAAGAAGAAGCAUUUUUAUAAAGUUAAGCACAAUUUAGAAAUUAGGAAAAAAAUAAUUGAGGUGAAGUGCAGUGAUAGUUCUGCGUGGAAACCUUAUGUUGAGGGAACAUCGACAUCUACUGCUAUUUAUGAACCAGAACGAGAAAGGUAAGUGUAAAAUAUAAUAAGCAAUACAAAUGUACAUAUCAGUAUCAGACACUUAAUACGGGGCCAGUCUACAUGCCAGAAAAUCGCGCUGCAGCGUGUUAGAACACGUUUUUAUACAGAAACUAUUUUCCGGGAUGUAUGUGGCACUAAUAUAAGGGCAUGCGCUGGACCUUUCUACAAACUAUGCAGAAAUAAAUGGGGCAUGCGCUGGACCUUUCUACAAACUAUGCAGAAAUAAAAUUAUUAGGUCACCGCAUUGUAUGCGACGGACGUAGCAUCGGAACAACAAAAAAGGGGGUGGGGUGAGGGAUGGAGAGAGAGAUAAUUGAACGCGGUAUCAAUUAUCUUUCUUUCCGCCAUAAGAGCAGAAGUAUCGGAGGUUUGGAAACACCCUAUUACGGUUGUGACAAUUCUUGGAAGGGGGAAAAUGAAUGACACUCCCGCCGAGGGAACGCGGCUGCAGCCUAUAGUUCCAGCACCGACCAUCGUCGCCCGCGAAGGCUGCUGAGAUAGCGAGUGAAAGUUCGGGAUGCGCUCCCAGGUAGGCGGGUGCCUUAAGUACUUUCAAGACAACACGCAUAUUAAAAACACCUUUUUUGGGCCACGAGGCGGGCCCCUUCAGGGAAUUUGCUAGUGUGUGUGUAAAUUCAUUAUGCAAUUAUUACAUGUUUUUUAGGCCAUUAAAAUAGGCAUUUAAAAAUAUUCCCAAUUUUGCAAAGUAUAUAUAUGUUUUUUUAGGAACGAUGUCACACAAAAUGGAGAGGAAUAUUCAGAUAUUCUGCAGGGCCAGUCAACAACUUAUCCUGAUACUUCUGGUUCACCCUCCAUCAUUUUUGGUAACACCUGCUCUGCUGAGAAUCCUCCUGCAACUGAUGGUAUUCUGUUGAUGUCAUCCACCACUGACAUGUCAAGUGUUCCUGGGCCUUCGCAUGGAUUUAAUGCAGGUGAGAAAUUUCAAGAUCAAAUACCUUUCAGCUUGCCCUCUAGCAUUCAGCCUGAGUUAACCACAGAAAUAAUAAUGCCGGACACUGAAGUGGCAUCUGCUGAAAUGAUUUCCGACGAGAAUAACGGUGAUCCUUGUAGACUGAGUGAAAUCAAACUGACAGCCAGAGACAUAGAGUUUGGCUUGAAAUUGGAAAAUAAUGAGUUUUAUUCUGAAUACGAUUUUCCAUCAGUCAAUAACAGAAAAUUCUCAAUGAAGUGGCGGAAGUACAAACUUCCUGAUGGCACGAUAAAAGAUAGAAAUUGGUUGGUUUACAGUAAACGGAAUGAUUUUGCGUAUUGUUUGCAUUGCCUUCUGUUUGCACUACCCAACCAUCAUUCUAAUUGGUCAUCUGGUAACGGCUGUCAAGGAUGGCGCACAGGUAAUGCACAAAGAGAUAUUGAGGUUCAUGAAACUUAUAAAAACCACUUAGGUUGCCAAAUUGCGAGGGUCCAAUGGAUUGCAGGAAAACAUGUUACCAGUACAUUUUGUGAAAAAGAAAAUGAGAACAUUCGACACCAAAGAGAAGUUCUCUCCGUCGUCAUUGAUUGUUGCCGGUACUUUGUUGAGGAAAUGCUAGCAUUCAGAAAAAACACUGCAGUUGAAAGAAAGCUGCCGAAGUUGUUUAAACUUCUAGCUAAACACAACCCUGAUGCCAGAAUGUAUCUCGAAAAAAUUGAAAAUGCAUUAUGAACAAACAAAAUCCGGGAUCAAAUUUUCUAUGCUACAGAAAUGUAUCAGACUUGAUUUCCAUUAUGACUGGCAUGGUAAUCCAAAGGAUAGUUGACAGUAUAAAGGAAAGUAACAAGUUUUCUGUCAUUUUGGAUUCAACACAAGAUGUCGCUAAGAAAGAAGCAACUACGGUCCUUCUGAGAUAUGUAGAAAAUUCAGGAGUAUCUGCAAAACCAUGCGAGCGACUUAUAAAGGUAUUCACAUCUGCUGAUGUCACUGGAGCAAAUCUGAAGUCAAAGUUGGUAGACACUUUGAAGGAAGGACUCAACCCCUUAAAUAUGAUUGGUCAAAGUAUGGAUGGUGCUGGCAAUAUGAGGGGCAAUUUCUCAGGACUUAAAACUUUAAUUCAAAAUGAGUAUGACACUGACUUCUCAUUCCAUGUUUGUCGUACUUCGCACAGAUUCGCCCUCGUUCUUGAGAAAUCAAUUAAUUUUUGUCCCCAGAUUCGAGAAUUGUUUUCAGUGCUGGAAGAAUUAUAUCGCUUGUUUAACUCUGGGCAUAAAAGGCAUGAUGUUUUUGUUGAGAAAAUGGAUUUGAGAACAAAGUUGAGCGACAAGAGGAAGCGACUGAAGAGGGUGCAAACAAGAUGGUCAAACAAAGCCGAAGCAAUAAAAGUUAUAAUAUUGUGCUUCGAGGAGAUUACGUCAGCUUUAGAGGAUUUUCAGGACAGCAAAAUAUUUGACAUAGAAACCGUGACUCUUGCGAAAGGGCUAUUGAGCAAGCUAAACUCUUUUAAUGUAAUCACUGCUCUUCAUGUCGCCCAGUCUGUAUUCACUGUAAUGAAUCCUGAGACAGUUAGUCUUCAAGGUGUAGUUAUAGAUUAUGGGACUGUUCAAACAAUCAUUAACAGUGUUAAGACUAAAAUCAAGAACCUCCGAAGUUGUCGAAGGUUGGUCUAAAGUGUUAAAAAAAUCGGAAGAUUUCGCGAAAAAACAUGACAUUCAUCCACUUGUAACAGUACCUGGAAGAAUAAGGUUUAGGAAGAGGGCAAUGGACGAGAUUGGAGUUGACGAGCCCAUAAUAGACCUAAAUCAUAGACUUAAAUUGAAAUGUAUUUUAAGCUCUUAGAUUCUCUGCAUCGUCAGCUCGAGGAUAGAUUUUCCGAUCAUUCCUUAAAAUUGGUUAUGCAAAUGAGCCACUUUUAUCACACAGGAGUUCUUAAUGCAGAGAAAGAAAAUGUUAAAUCUGAAGACAUCAAAGAGUUGUGUGAUUUCUACAAGUGGGAUUGUGACUCGGUGGCUGAAGAACUGAACAGCUUCAGUGAUCUAUACCUUGCCACACAUCCAAAUAUCUCACAAUCCGAUGUGGUAAAAGAAAGCCCAAGAACAUGAAAAAAGGAAGAUGAAGAGACUAAAGUGGCUAAUGAAAACCAAGAUGUGUAUGCAGAUACUGUAUAAAGCCACAAAUGCAAGUACAUCCUAUGUGUGUUAUGUUUGUGUUCGACAUGCACUGGAUCUCAGUUUAGGAAGUUGUAGAUGCUUGUGAACUGGUGCAAUAACAAUGGCAGUUAUAACUGCCAGUGUUAAAUAAAGUGUCCCAGUUGCUUUCAGACUAACUUGUUAGUAAAUAUAAGGCUCUAACGAAGUAUAACAGCCUUUGUGUAUUAAACUUUAUGGCAUGAAAGGGCAAGGCAUUAGAAAUUACCCAGUUAAAUAAAUAAUUUUUAAAAAAACUAAGGCCACGGUGACCUAACCAGAAAUCACCCUUAGUUGUAAGAUACAGAAUGUCUUACAGUAAUUGCCAGAUUACAUUAUCUUUAACAAUUCAUACUGUAAGCUGUACUUUUUUGUUUUAAUUUUAACCUUAACAAUGCAUUGUCACAGUCUGGUUUUUUACUUAUUUCAAAUAAAAUUGUCAACCAUAUAAUAUGCAUGCAUAGUUGGCUUGUUUAAUAAGAAAUGUAGAACUUUUCAAACAAUCACUACAUAGUAUAAAACAAAGUCGCUUCCCGCUGUCAGUCUGUCCCUAUGUAUGCUUAGAUCUUUAAAACUAUGCAACGGAUUUUGAUGCAGUUUUUUUUAAUAGAUAGAGUGAUUCAAGAGGAAGGUUUAUAUGUAUAAUACAUGCAUACUAUAGUAGAGAAACACUGAUAAUUUUAGAGGUUUCUAAUGUGAUGUCGUAAAUAAACACAUUUUUUUGCGCUUACAUUGCAAACGCUGACUGAACCAUACGAGAUAGAUCAUGUUGUGAUAAUUGUUGAUUAUCUUUUGUUUUCAGUCGAAUAAAUAUAAGUAAAAUAUUUUUUAUUUAAUUAUUGAAAUUCGUAAUUUAAGGUAAGGUUUAAGGUAAGGUAAGUUCAAAAAAGAACUGAAUAGAAUAGGUAUCUUUUGUUGUUGAUAUUUGUUGAUUAUCUUUUGUUUUUAGUCUAUAUUUAUAUUUAUAUUUAUAAUUAGUAUAUUUAGUAUUAGCAUUGCACCCGUGUGAAGUGGGGGUGGGUCGCUAAAAUUAUAUAAGAAGAUAAGUAGUUUUACGUAACUGGUACACAGUACUCACAUUUAGGGGUUCAAUGUCUAAUAGGACUAGUGUAUUCACUUUAACUCAUAAAAACUGAAAUUAAAUUAUGUAAUGUGCAAAAACACAAUGUAGCUGUUAACAGUUUAUUGAAACUUUUUAAUAUAUAAAUUGUGCUCACACACACACACGCACGCAUGCGCACACACACAAAAUAUAAGGAGUGGGUUCUAAAUUAUCUCUAAAACCUAAAAAACAAAUUCAAUUGCAUACAAAAAAUAGUAAUUUUUUAUUAACUCUUGGAAAAAAAAUUAUUGGAGAUAGCAGGUAGGUAAACAUACAAAUUACAUUUUUCUUUCAUCUAUGCCUGAAUUUCAUUGCUCUUAUGCAUGUUUUCUCAUCUCCAAUUAUUUUUGCAUUAUUUUGGAAUGUACGUUUAACAGAGAUAAUGAUUGCAGUACUUAUGUAUUAGAAAUAACUUAAGUACACACCUGAAAUAAGAAAUAGAUGAACUGUGGAGUUUUGAACUUUGUUCAUAAUUAUGUACAUGUUAACAUAUUUUUCUUUAAGUAUUACUCAUACUGAAAUAAGCAAUCUGGGCCAAACCUUUAACAAUUUUAAACUGAUUUUGUUAAUAUUGACAAUAGGUAUCCUUCGCUGAGCUAUGACCAUUCACACAAAUAACUGAAUGCCACCUAUAUUCAACCUAACCAGAGCACCAUUUCAUUAUAAAUCCUGAUGAAGUAUCAAUGAUACAGAAAAAGUUCACAAAGAGUGAAAAUUGUAGUAAACUCACUAUGAGUCAUAAAUUUUAACCACACCUAGUAAACACACAGCAUACUAACUACAUUUCCAUAAAUUCAAAAUACAGAUUUUCAUUUAAAUAUAUAGGAGGAAAAAUAUAUUUCUACAUUAUACAACUUUUCUUAUAUAUCUACAUUAUAACUUCAACUACAAUAUUUUAAAUAUUACGUAUGGUACAUACUCUCUUACAAGAUAAAAAAUAAAAAAAUGCAACUAGCAAAACAUUAGUAUUUAACAUUUUAACUAUUUAGUACCAUUCUAUCAAAAUUCUUUCUGGUAAAAUACUGAAGUAACUUCUAAUAUAAGUUGACAAUCAGAGAGAUGAAAGACCAAUUAGAGUAACUAUUGAAUAUGUAUUAAAUAGUAAUCAGAUCAAACUGAUUUUUCAGCAUACCUAAUACUCAUAACUGUAUAACAUACAAAAUAACUAAAAUAAGUUUAAAUACAUACUUAAAAUGCACUUGAAUUUGUAACUAACAUUUUUAAGAACAUAUUUGAUUAAUUAUAAUGUAACAUUUUAGACAAUGCUGCUCAAUUACUUUCACUACAGAGAGUACUUUGUUUUUAUUCCAGCAUCACUUAUUCAUACACAGUUUUAUGACUGUAAAAAAUAUUUUUAAUAUUGCUAAAAAAAAAAAAAAUUACUCGUACAACUAAACUUUCAAAAUGUCUUGUCACAAUGCUGCAUGGUAAUGAAUAAGGGAGUAAAAUUAUUCAUUUUAUUUACCAUAGUACAUGAUUUUAUGCCACAUAUUUAACAUCAAAAAAAUUAAUUAUUGUAAAGUAACACAAAAAAUUAUAAUUCAUGUACCCAAGCAGCAAGGUCAAUUUUUAAAUGAAAGAUAAUCAUGAGGAUAUAUUGGAGUAUUCUAAGAGUAUGCUGGAAUAGUAGUCAGUCAGAUUAAAAAAUGCUUAACUAAAUUUUCACUAAGUUAUUAGAAACUAAGCAUAUCUACAAUUUGUUACAAUAUGCUGAUAUCACUUGUUUGCAUUCAAAAGUAUUCUAUCUGCAUUUAUUUUGAAGAAUUGUAAACCUCCAUAGGUAAUAUACUUUACAAGAUGCUACUAUUUUUAAAUAGAGAUUUAAUUAGAUUUGCAACUUGCAAAGGGAAAAUUUAAGUUAGUUAAUAUUUAUAUAUUUUAAUCUAAUAGUUAUGCAAGUUAGUGUGUUAACAGUAAUAUACAUAGAAUAUCAACAACCUUAAAAAUCUGAAAGGGUCUCACAGUUUGAACAAUUUUUAAGUUAAGUCGCAGUGAACUACAUACCCUGCGAAACAUGUUACAAAUUUUUGCAAUUAUGCAGUUAAAAAAGGAACAACUGGACAAACAAAAUAUGUUAUACUAAGGAACAGGACUAACAGGAAAUUAGCAUUUAAGUACCAACAGGUGUGCAUUGUGAUGCAAAAGUGAUAACAGAAACUCACUGUACUAUUCACACCCCUAUUUUAAUGCAAACAAUGUCUUGUGAAAUCUAGAGUAAGUUUAAAAAAAAUAUUAGGAUGUAUUAAAUUUCAUUUUCAAUAAAUACAGAUGCCAACUGUUCUUUAUCCAACAAUAAUGAUACCCAAACACCUUUCGGAAUUAAUGGUUUACGGCUCUUAUCUCAACAUACAAGCAAAACACUAGCUGUGACUACCGAGGCCACAAUGAACAUGUCAUCCACUAAGUCACAAUUGCAGCACCAUACCAUUGAUGUUUUCUUUUGAAUGCAUACAUCACACUUACACUUACACCAAAAAGGCACUUCGUAAUGCAUGUUCAUGAUACAGUUACAUUAACUUAAGUGAACCAGAUAGAUGUUACAGAUUACUGCUAUCAUUUUUCUUUUUAUUUCCCUAAUUUCAUCUAGUCACUUUCACUUCAGUCUACGUGUACAUGUAUUGUUAGACAUGCAAAAAUGUCUGAGCAGCCCGCAACAGUAUCAGAUGGUAAGUUGAACCCUAAAGUCAUUCUUAAAUUACUUACUUCUGUUCUUGUUAACUUCAAAAAUUGUUAUACAAUCUUUUCAGUCAAGAAAUGCAAAAUUUAACAGCUAUGCUAACAUAAAAUAAUUAAAUUAUUUUUCAUAAAAGUAAUAAAAUAGUUUUUGAAAGUCUAACUUAACCAAUUAAUUGACAGAACUAUAAACCUUAAGUAUGACUUGAAUAUUAAAACUUGGUACACAGAGACAUUUUGUCUUUAAAUGCAAAUGACCAGUGCAUCUUGACCAGGGUUGUCAUAUUGGCAAACUACAUGCUGGGAGAAGCAGUAGUUAUGCUGCUUUGAGUUUUCAUGUAUCUAUUUACAUGCUACUUUGAACAAAAUUUACUACCAAAAAUAGCAGGACUGUUAUUGCAUUUCACAUACCCUAAAUGCUCAACAACUGCACCUUAUGGUGUUCAUUUUCACCAAUUAAAAAAUAUAAUGUAAAACUCUGUCACUACACUCUCACAAUUCUGCCAGUAUUUGUAAGAAAACAAGUUCAGAAAUAAUUGGAGAUUCUGUAGGUUUAUAAUUACAAAAAUCUCCCUAUAUUAUAAUGCACAAUAUUAAAAUAAUUACUAUUAAAAAAGACAUUAUGCAAAAGAACAAAUUAAACAACAAUUUUAUUGAAUGCUCAAACAUUUCUCAGUUAGUAAUAUUAAUGACUUGAAUAAAAAUAUUGCAGCUAACUUUACAAAUAGAUAAGUAUUUUAUAAAUAAGUUUCAAUACAUGAUACACUUGCAAGUCCUUAGUUGGUCAAUUUUUUUCAUAAAUGUAAAAUCUAUGAAUAGGUCUCUAUCUUUUAAAUGGUUUGUUGUUAUCAGAAGCAGUAUUGUAUUUGACAAAACAUAACACUGAAAUGUGACUAAAAGGACAGUUUUGUAACCCUAAAAGAUUUGUUUGGGAAAAAAAAUAUAUAAUUUAUUUACAAGUUAUUUUAAGUGAACUUCCGAAAUGCAUUUGUCAGUUUAAAUGUUUCACUGUGUUUUCCACAUUUUCAUAACAAAAUUAAGGUAUAAAUAAUGAACAAAGAGAUUUAUCACACAGACACAAAUUUAAUAGUCUUGCAUAUAAAUGCCCUAGGUUGGAAGAGUGCUCUUACAGAUAAACUAUGUAUGAUGCUUAUGUUAGCUAAUUGUAUGUAACUUUCAAACAGCAGUUGUUAUUUUCAUAAUUUCAAUACUUCAAAAAAGUAAAAACUGAAACCCCUUGGUUUCAUACUGGUUUUAAAAUUUAAUUAUGUUUAGUUCAUCAUUUAUUUACUAUAAUUGGCGAACAUCCUACAAGGAAAUGACUAUUAAGUUGGCAAAACCUAAAAUGGUCUAAAAGUUCUGAGAACACUCAGGUUUAGUAUAAUUUAUAUUUAGUAUGUUGCAAGUAUUUUUAGAGUAUUUUAUUAUUUUAAUUUUUAUCUAUAUAUUUUUAUUUUAGUAUGGCUACCUUAGUAAUAGGUACGUAAAUAUAAACAUGUGCUAGAACUAUUUUCUUGCGAGUGUGUUGACCGGAAGAUGGUCACAUGUUCUUCCAUGCGAAGGUGGCGGAUGUGGGGAGACAGCAUUGGGCUGACGCUGGAGACGUGAAAGCCGCUACCUGCGUUCCACAAGAAUACUUUAAACUGGUUUGCGUGAAUGUACCAUAUUUUUGAUAAUCUCGCACAUAUUACAAAAGAACUGUGUAACUAUGUUUGUAGACAACUACUGCAAAUAGUAGUUGCUAGUUUUCAAUAUCUACGAGUGCAUGGAAUUGUGCUCUAUAAUACUAGGUGCUGUUGGUCAUCGGGCAUGCCCUGUGCUGCUGUAGUGUGCUAUGCUUUUGGCACACCUGAAGGAAGAUACGUCACUACAAGCUAUGGACUUGUAAGUGUUGGCCUGCCCCUGGGAAAACAGUAUUUUUCCAAGGAUAGAAUAUUACCACGUUAACGCAGAGCCGCUUGAUGUGUUCAAGCAUGUAAAUGAGAGAGGACCACUGUGUUGGUCUUGGAUUCACGAGUGUUAAUAAGGUUUAAACUCCCCGGAAUUUAACUCUUUAGUGUAUCUAUCAAAAAAUUGCCACUGCUGCUUACCGGACCUUUAAUAUAUUUUUUGUUGGUAUAAAAAACUUAUGAACACGCAAAGAGUUGGAGUAACUUUGGUGAGACAAUUAAUAAGGUUGAGCCUGGGAUUUAAUGUUUAAUGUUUGUAAAAGGUAGCCGUAAUUUUUAUGAGGUUUAUAUAUUUGUUAUUUCCUUUUUACAUAAUUUUUGGGUAUUUUAUAUGUUGCAUUUUUAUACAUAGUUAUUGGGUUAAGUUCUGAAUAGUGUUUUUUACAAAACAACUCAAUGUCAUGAAUACAUGCAUCUAUAUGAUUUUUACAGUUAAUCAUUGAAAAGAUAACUUGUAAUUUUUUUUAUGCUACCAUCUAUCCGUACUCUAUUUCUCUACAUAAAUAUUUUCAAAUUUAAUUACUGUUGGGUAUUAUUUUACUGGCACCCUUUAGGAUGCGAGGAUAUAGUUCUCUGAUUACUGCAGCACUUAAAAAUUUUGUUCAUGUAUGCGCAGCUUUUAUUUAACUGCAAGGUGCUGGACCCAGAGCAAGGGCCCUAGUAACAAAACUUGGUUUUUAAAUUUGACUACUAUCCAAUAGCUCUUUUUAUUUUAAUAACAAUGAAUAAAGCACACCCAUAUAGAUAGGUCUGGCAACUUCCUAUCUUUCACCCUGGCAUGACAGUCCGCUUCGCUUAGUGAAGUUUGUGGCAAGACUGCGAACUGAUGGCGCUAGUAGUCGACACACCCAGUUUUAGCAUUGUGUUAAAUGGGUGUUUCGUAUAUAAUUGAAUACUACUUGUAAAUUUGUCUCGUUUUUUGAACAUUGCUGUAAGAUUAUGAUUUUCAUUUAUUUUUGUGCUUUGUGUGUAACACCUUCCAAUAACUUGUAAUUUUACCGCAUGUGUCAAAGUGGUGAGAAUGUGAAAACAAAAACACAUUUCUCCCAUAAGAAAACGUGUAAUAACUGUGAAAUGCCUAUUUAAAUCAUGCAGACAUCUUUAUAGCCAUGUAAUAAUUGCCAUUUUUUAAAAAGUAAAAACAAUUAUAAUAAUUUUAUAUGCCAUAAAUAAAAAUGUGCCUGUGUGUUUCUUAUAUUUUACCUAAAGAAAAAAAAUAUGCAAUAUUCAAAUUUAAUUAUAAUUUUGUUUUUGCAUUUUCUUUACAUUUUUAAAUUUUCUUUACUUGCCAAAUACAUAAUGCGCCAUUCUUUUUGUAUUAUUUAGCCCAAGAAUAGAUGUAAAAAAAAAUUUUAAUUUUUUAAGUACAAAAUAGUUAUCAGACAAAAAAUUAUAAUAUUAUAAAAUUAGUGAUUGUUUAGUUAAUAUUAAAAUAAGUAUUCCAUGUGUCAUACUUAUUAAACUGUUAAUUAUUUUAAUAUCUUGCAUUUAAUAUUAAAAAAAUAUUAGUACCAUGUUUCAUCGCAUAAUCUUCGCACAUUUUAUACUAAAAUCAAGUUUGAAAAGUAGGGGUACAAUUUUUAUGAGAAAAAAAUUUUUUUUUUGUUAGGUAAAGUUAUUCAUAAAAAAAAAAAAAAACCAUUCAUGGAAAGUAUGUUUAUUUAAAAAGUAGAGCACACAAAAGCACGCCAAAUAAUUUAAAUUAAUAAGUCUAGCAACAAAAACCUUCAACUUUCUUCAAAUUUAAAUAGAAAAACAAAAUCUGUGACCGGAACUAACGCAUAACUAUCGUCGUAGUACACACUUACCAUGAAAGAGUGAGGGACUCAGCACUCAACAGAGAGCGCACGUUGCAUGCAAUUGGCAAGAUAUCAAUAUCGAUAUUCGACUACGUGUGCGCGCUCUAAACGAGAAGCAACAUAACCAAACAUGAAUGAUGCCAACUAGCGUUGGCUACAUUUUUAUAAGCGGUACACCGCGGCGAUGCAGACAAACAGAUAAAGGUUAUAACCUUUUAAAAUAAAAUUUAUACAUCAGAAAACUUAGUCUUUCCGUUAAUUAAAUAAGUAAGUGGUAAUGUCCGAAUAAAUAUUAGAUUUCAACUUUAAAAUACAUUGUUUUAUAUAGAUAAAAUACCUACACAAAGCGCUCGAAAUAUAAUAGCAGAACCAAAAACAUCAUGCAACGUUUAUGCGAGAGGUUUUUUUUAAUCCAAAUUUUGACGCUCUAAAAUAUUGGUGCGACAAUUAUGCAAUAAAGCACAGUAUUUUUCCUUUUCCUAAUAUCAUUGUAAAUUUAAAGUGGUACAUAAUUUAAUUAAUAACCAUAGUUUACCACUGCUAAUUCUUACAAAUGUUAAUUCAGAAUUCAGACAUGACAAUGUCAGACAUUAUAUACAAGUGAGUGUUCUUUGUGCCAUUUCUCCAAACACUUGUUAUCUGUCUAACAGGACAUUCCCAAAUUUAUUUGGUUCAAAUAUGCACCUUCUCGUGACUUUUUUUCGAUAAAAAAAUUGUGUUGAUCUUACAUUUACUGAAUAUAUUUGAAUCUAUGACCCACCCAUUUAUUGAGUUGUUGACUUCCUAAACUUGCAGGUAAACUCAUCAAUAUUUGUAAUAAUUAUAAUUAGAGAAAUUUUUUUAUAAUUAUGACUAUAAUUCAGGAAGUGGCACACGAGAAGUACAGAAAGUUAUUCAACUGACACUUGAAGAUAAAAUGAUCACAGGUGCACCUCUGUCAAAGACCAACCUCCCUAUUUAAGGUUGAAGCGGCCAAAUAAACGCAAAGAAGACAAGUACAGCCUGUGCACAAAACCUAAAUGUGUUAUAAUAGAAGUGCAUCAUUAAUUUAUAGGUAAAGGUGUUUAUUUACAGUAACUUUAGGAUCCAAACAGAAAUGCAUAUUACAAUCGAUGGAGUCUUAGAUUCAAGUAAAUAAAGGUUCCUAACUGGUAUCUACCUAUUAUGAUAUAAAAAUACAGUCACUAAUAAUUCUAAAUGCAUCACAUAUGUGGAGGAAACAAUUUGGCAAACUAGUUCUUGACAAAUAUUAUUUUAACCUGUUUUCCAGUAAAAGUUGUAUUACAAAAUCAAGUAUAUAAAAGUACUAAGUUUCUGUGUACAGUAGAACCCCGAUUUUGCGAAGACGGAUUUAACGAAAACAGAGAUUUAACGUAAAGGUUUUCAGGAACCAUCAAAAAACACCAAUUUAUUAAAAUAAUAAUAUAGAUUUCCAAAAAAUGAAAAUAAA